This is a messenger RNA of Lactuca virosa, 744 nucleotides long. The record is from the annotation of a GenBank genome assembly. NCBI's taxonomy places the organism in Eukaryota, Viridiplantae, Streptophyta, Magnoliopsida, Asterales, Asteraceae.
AUGCCUAGUUUUUCACUUGGACUUGGUCUUGGUCUCACACAAAAGUUUCAGGAAGGAGAUGAAAGUAGUGAAGAUGAACACAUGAAGAAAGAAAUAAAAAAUGAAAAACUUGAUGAAGGAGAAAGUUAUGAUUCAGAAGAAACAGAAUGUGACAAUAAUAUCUUGGGAAUUGAAGAUGAUGAAGACAAAAAAAGAGAAGUAGGAAAAAGAUUAAAAAAACCAUCACUGAAGCUAUCGUCUCCUUAUAAUAAAAAAGAGGUUUGUGCAUCAAAAUUUGUAGAUCCAGAUGAAGUAAAAUUAUCAGAUAGAAUUUUUUCUAGAAUUGAGACAGUUCAUAUUGACAAAUAUAUCCCUUUCAAUGAAAGAUUUGAUAAAUUUGAGUCAAAUAUCAAAGAUGCAAUGAAAAAGGACAAAGAACUUCUGACAUUUGAAAAAGUUCACUUGGUGUUUUUCCCAGUUCAUCAAAAAAAUCACUUUUACAUCAUCUGCAGAAACUUAGAGGAACCAGCGGUUGAUGUCAUUGACAAUAGGAAUUCAGUUGCAAAGUUUCCUAGAGCUUAUCGUGAUGCACCUAAUGAAUUGAAAAUACUUUUUAGUAGGUACUUGAUGAGGGUCAAUCACAAAUCAGCUUCAACUUUGGAGGGUGUUGAACCAGAAAGGGUGAACAUGAAUUGGCGCACGAGGGAUAAUCAUGUUGACUGUGGAGUUUUUUGCAUGCGUCAUAUAUGGGAGAUAAAACAGUAA